AUGGUCCAGCCUUCUCCUUUAAGAAACCGAGUGGAUGGUGGAAGGAACUUACGGGCAAAAGGGCUUCUAAAAGCUCUCAAAGAUUGCCUUCAAAUAGAGUCGAGGCGGUUUCAUAGGUUAGAAUACGAUUAUUGCUACGAUAAUUCGGAUUAUGAUUUUUUUAACGAUGAGGGGUUAUGGGAUAACUAUAGUAUUAUGGACGAGUGA
Molecule: messenger RNA, 207 nt
Organism: Dovyalis caffra
Lineage: Eukaryota; Viridiplantae; Streptophyta; Magnoliopsida; Malpighiales; Salicaceae
Source: the annotation of a GenBank genome assembly